ACAGAAGAAGUAGACUGGUACCAAUUGACACCGCCUCAUACUAGCUACACGUUCAAGAUUUCCGGUGCUUUCGAUCUCUGGCUGCUCGCUAGCUUUCCAAUAAAAACAUGUCGGCUCCUGCUACAGAAGGCUCCGCACCAGGCAACCGCCGCCUACAACAGACACAGGCCCAAGUGGAUGAGGUGGUGGAUAUCAUGCGUGUGAAUGUGGACAAGGUGUUGGAGCGUGACUCGAAGCUGUCGGAGCUGGACGACAGGGCAGACGCAUUGCAGGCCGGAGCCUCCCAGUUUGAGACCAGCGCUGCCAAACUCAAAAGGAAGUUCUGGUGGAAGAACUGCAAGAUGUGGGCCAUCCUGAUAGCUGUUAUAGUCAUCAUCCUGGUCAUCAUCAUCAUCUGGAGCCAGUCAUCGUAAAGAAGCAGUUGUUGGAGGUGGAAGAGGAAUGGGCGAGUGAUGGAGAGGAGCGAGUGAACAGCUGAACGUCUCAAACACGAGGUCUCGUGGUUUAGCCUACUGAGCCUCAAAGCCCAUUCUCCACAGCAGUGUUCUUUCUUCCUGGUCCUGGAGGGCCUAUCCAGUCAGAUUUAGAAUACAUUGCAGAUAGAAAUGUAUUGCAUAGAACUGAUACCAUUCUUCAUUCCAUGAUAGAAAGUCAACCCUCUGAAUGUACCUGCUGAUGGUUGAACUACAUAUAAAGGUCAAAACAGGCUGCGGCCCUCCAGCACCAGGAGUGAAGCACACUGCAUUGAAUUUCCCAAGUUAUAUUUGUGUUUUUUGUUAAUAAUAAUAGAUUUGAUUGUGUGUGACAGAGCGAGACAAGGCCCUGCGUGAUUUGCUCUGUGCUUUCCUGUUAGUCUCUACUGUAAUAUUGACCUGAUGUGCCAAGGAGUCACCCCCUUAAACACACACACACACACCAGUCAUCAGAUCAGAACACCAAACGACUAAUUGACAUGGACUUUUGGAUUAUUAUAUCCACAGAAACAACUGGGCUGAGAUUGAAUCUCAACCUUGUUCCUGUCUCUAACAGGACUGUGUGUGUAUGACUCUAAAUAUGGGCUUGAGUUCAGAGAAACUGCCAAGAUUGGCACAUGAGCCUUGUUUCUUUUCUGUUAGUCUGCUUGCCCAAAGUGACUGACAAUGAUACUGCCAAUGCCAUCAGUGCCACACUGGUCAUAUAAAAGUAGUGCCUUAAGUAGUGAUUCAUGUCAAAGCACCAAACAAUAGAUAUCAGGCAAAGAUGGGGGAUAACAUUUAACUUAAGAAAAACAGCCAAAAGACAGCCAAGCCUUAUCAAACCAACAUACAGAACCAGCAGUGCUUUCCAAUGGUCUGCAUAUUCAUGCCCACACACACACAUGGACACUAAUGGUCUACUCUGCAAGCUCCUGCUAUCCUUUAUAUUAUCCUAAUAACUACAACCUUUCAAUUGUUUAAUUUAAUGCCAAUGUUUUUGUUCCUUAAAUAUAUAUGCUGUGUAGUAUUACUAAUCUUAAGAGAAACGGUGUAGAUUAUUUUUCUUUGCAUAUACUGAAAUGCCUUUAGUUGCCAUGGUUACUUUGUUGCUGCAGUGAAGAGCAUCAUGGAUGUUUGGGAAGGAGGAACUGUGUGGAGCAUGUUCAGUAUGUGUCACCACCUUUUUAUAGGGUGCCAAAACCAAGGGCCUAUUUUCUGGGGUGCAACUAUGCGGAUCCUUCAGACCGAUGUGUAUUGCAUAGACUCAACGUCACGGUCUUGAGUGAAUUUUGUUCAAUUCAUUACAUUUCUGAAGUGCUCUAAAGAUGUUACAUCUUACUAAAUAAGCUCCAGCCCUGCCAAAUAAGCCUUCCAAGUCUACCCCUCCCUGUAUAAAUAUUAGAAACAAGUGCAAUUCUACUCUGUGGCUUUACAAUGUUGUCUUGCUUGAAUAAAAACGGAUGUAACUUUUA
Messenger RNA from Oncorhynchus masou masou (cherry salmon), 1927 nucleotides. RefSeq names its product vesicle-associated membrane protein 3 (cellubrevin) (gene vamp3). Gene Ontology annotation, cellular component: SNARE complex; plasma membrane. Gene Ontology annotation, molecular function: syntaxin-1 binding; SNAP receptor activity. The transcript has 5 exons. NCBI's taxonomy places the organism in Eukaryota, Metazoa, Chordata, Actinopteri, Salmoniformes, Salmonidae. The record is from RefSeq and is a predicted model, not a curated record. Gene Ontology annotation, biological process: SNARE complex assembly; vesicle-mediated transport; vesicle fusion. The coding region runs from base 108 to 413 and encodes 101 amino acids.